Messenger RNA from Cricetulus griseus (Chinese hamster), 5460 nucleotides. Lineage: Eukaryota; Metazoa; Chordata; Mammalia; Rodentia; Cricetidae. The record is from RefSeq and is a predicted model, not a curated record.
GGCCCCCCUACACAGGUGUCCCCAGACAGCCCCACACUUGGUGAGGGUGCCCAUCCUGACUGGCCAGGAGGCAGCCGCUGAGGCGUGGAUGAGAUUGAUGCCUACUGGUUGGAACUCCUCAACUCAGAACUCAAGGAGAUGGAGAGGCCCGAGCUGGAUGAGCUAACGUUAGAGCGUGUUCUAGAAGAGCUAGAGACAUUGUGCCACCAGAAUAUGGCACAGGCCAUUGAGACACAGGAGGGGCUGGGCAUCGAGUACGAUGAAGAUGUUGUCUGUGACGUGUGCCGCUCCCCUGAAGGCGAGGAUGGCAACGAGAUGGUCUUCUGUGACAAGUGCAAUGUUUGUGUGCACCAGGCAUGCUAUGGGAUCCUCAAGGUGCCUACGGGCAGCUGGCUAUGCCGGACAUGUGCCCUGGGAGUCCAGCCCAAGUGCCUGCUCUGCCCUAAGCGAGGAGGAGCCUUGAAGCCUACCAGAAGUGGGACCAAAUGGGUACACGUCAGCUGUGCCCUGUGGAUUCCUGAGGUCAGCAUUGGCUGUCCAGAGAAGAUGGAGCCCAUUACCAAGAUCUCACAUAUUCCAGCCAGUUUCUGGGCCUUGUCUUGUAGCCUCUGCAAAGAGUGCACAGGCACCUGCAUCCAGUGUUCCAUGCCUUCCUGCAUCACAGCAUUCCAUGUCACAUGCGCCUUUGACCGUGGCCUGGAAAUGCGGACUAUAUUAGCUGACAACGAUGAGGUCAAGUUCAAGUCACUCUGCCAGGAGCACAGUGACGGGGGCCCUGGUAAUGAGCCUACUUCUGAGCCCGUGGAGCCUAGCCAGGCCAUUGAGGACCUGGAAAAGGUGACCCUACGCAAGCAGCGGCUGCAGCAGCUAGAAGAAAACUUCUAUGAGCUGGUGGAGCCAGCUGAGGUGGCCGAACGGCUGGACCUGGCCGAAGCACUGGUGGACUUCAUCUACCAGUACUGGAAGCUGAAGAGGAGAGCCAAUGCUAACCAACCGCUGCUGACACCCAAGACCGAUGAGGUUGACAACCUGGCCCAACAGGAACAGGAUGUCCUCUAUCGCCGCCUGAAGCUUUUCACCCACCUGCGGCAGGACCUGGAGAGGGUUAGGAACCUGUGCUACAUGGUGACAAGGCGCGAGAGGACGAAGCACACCAUCUGCAAACUCCAGGAGCAGAUUUUCCACCUGCAGAUGAAGCUUAUGGAGCAAGAUCUGUGUCGAGAGCCUUCUGGGAGGAGACCAAAGGGCAAGAAGAGUGACUCAAAGAGGAAAGGCCGAGAGGGUCCCAAGGGCAGUAGCCCUGAGAAGAAAGAGAAGGUGAAGGCUGCGCCAGAGUCUGUCCUGGGGCAGCUGGGUCUGUCCACCUCGUUCCCUAUCGAUGGCACUUUCUUCAAUAGCUGGUUGGCACAGUCAGUGCAGAUCACAGCAGAAGACAUGGCCAUGAGUGAGUGGUCUUUGAACAGUGGGAACAGGGAGGAUCCAGCUCCAGGUCUGCUGUCAGAGGAGUUGCUGCAGGAUGAGGAGACGUUACUCAGCUUCAUGAGGGACCCCUCAUUACGACCUGGUGACCCUGCCAGGAAGGCCCGAGGCCGCACUCGCCUUCCUGCCAAGAAGAAACCACCCCCGCUUCAGGAUGGGCCCAGUGCACGGACCACUCCAGACAAGCCACCCAAGAAACCCUGGGCCCAGGAUGCUGGCAGUGGCAAGGGCGUGCAAGGACCACCCACCAGGAAGCCACCACGGAGGACGUCUUCUCAUUUGCCGUCCAGCCCUGCAGCUGGGGACUGUCCUGUCCCAGCAGCAAUGGAAAGCCCCCCCCCACUGGCCUCUGAAACCCUGGACGAGACAGCCCUCAUGGCUUCCGACUUGAAUGUCCAAGUGCCUGGCCCUACAGUGAGCCCCAAGCCCUUGGGCAGGCUCCGGCCACCCCGAGAGAUCAAGGUCAGUCGGAAAUCUCCGGGUGCUAGGUCUGACGCUGAGACAGGACUGCCAUCUGCUGUGGCCGAGAGGCCAAAGGUCAGCCUGCACUUUGACACUGAGGCUGAUGGCUACUUCUCUGAUGAGGAGAUGAGCGACUCUGACAUAGAGGCAGAGGACAGUGGAGUACAACGGGCUUCCAGGGAGGCAGGGGCAGAGGAGGUGGUUCGCAUGGGGGUACUGGCCUCCUAACUCACCAGGGUACUGCCCUGGUCCCCCACAGGGCCUCAGCCCAAUCACAACUGCCAUUUCCAACUGCUGAGUGUCCCAGACCCACCACUCUGUCGUGGUUUUAUUUUUAAUAUAUAGAGAGUUCUGAAUUCCACUCCGUUGUCUUUCCUCUGUGCUGGCCUAGGACAUUAGGAUUCCUCCCGUGGCCCUGGCCAGGGACUAUGCCAGGUUCUAUGUGCCACCCUGUCCCAGUCCACACUACUCAGGGGACUCCCCAAACAGCCAACCACCUGUACAGGUGCAAGGCUCCAAGGGAGGGCCAGUGCCCAGGCCGGGGCUUGGGCUUGGGGCUUAGAUCUGCCCACGCAGAGAAUCACUCUGGGGCUUCAACUUCCUUUCUUCCUUUGGGGCCAGUCUAGGCCACAGUCUGUUCUCUCCAUGUGGAGCUGGCCAGACCAGACCGUUUGCCUUUUGAAGUUUCCUAGUCCUGCUAAGAGAUGAGCUUCCUCAUUGGUUUCCUUCUGGAAACAUCCUUCCAACAAGUGUAGUGGGAUCCCGGGGCCCAGGCAGGCCAGUGUGGGCCUGCUGGGGCUGGUUGAAGUAUUGCUGGAUCUUCCUGUGUUUCUCUGUCCCCUGUCUCCUUAACCCCAUUUCCCUCCCUGCUGUACCCCUUUCCUACUCCUCUUCAAUCCCCCCUCCUCCAAGUCCCCAGGUAGUUCUGAAAAGUCUUGAUGGAGUGGCCCCAGGGUGAUAGCUCAGGGAACAAAGGAAUUCCUUGAAAAAAUUUGUGUGUUUUUUUUUUUUUCUUCUUUUACGAAUUACUCUUGGGUCACUUCCACCACUGGUAAAGCCAGAACUUCUCCAACCAGAACCUUGCAAAAGUCCAGUGAACCAGUCGAAUCAUCCUGAGAAUGCCAAAGAAUAUUUUGACCAUAAUAUACAGCACAGCCCGGACCUGACAACUGUCAACUUGAACUUCCGUUUCAAAGGAGUUGGUUAGCAACAGAGUUCUGAGACUCAGUUAUUGCACACACCUACAGAGAAGGGCCCAAGGCCUCAGCUGCUGCUGCCGCCGCCGCCGCCACUACCGCCGCUGCUGCUGCUGUUGGUUUACGGUCCCUGGGCUGGGCCGCUGUGAGUGUGGUCCUAAACUUUGAGGACUCCUCCCCUCUGGGGGGAGAAUCCUGACUAUGAGUCCAGCGUGGUUCCCCCCCCCCCUCGCCACCACACAGAUACACAAAGAGCAAAUAUACGGGACCUUCACCCACCUCGACUCCAAAACUAUCAAGGUACGACAGUGAGUUUGAGCAAAAUCAGAAGCAAAGAUAAUGACUUCAGUUUGGUGGAUUGGACAAACAUGUCUAAUUCAAAUGGACUCUGAGGGCAUGGGGUGGACUCCAAGGAUCCGGGCAUCGGGAUGGCAUCGGCUACCACAUAGACUUAGUCUGCCUGCCCAUCUUGGUAGUAGUGACAACGCGGUGUCAGUGUCAGCAUCCCCACCCCAGUCUCUUGUUUACUGCCUUUGAACAGACCUUCCUUACCCCUGUGCUUUGGGUCACUUCGGGUCGCAACCUUGUCUGCUGGAUUGCCUGGUGGUCUGACCUGUGGGACGCAAAGGACGUGGGGGCUUAAAGAACAACCAAAUGCUUCAGGGCGAGGGAGGGAAUGGUCUUGACCGCUCUGUUCCACCUCGGGGCAGGGGCUGGGCUCGGUGGGUAGAUAUUAGUGAUGAGUGGAGUGAAUCUGACCCCUUUUUCUGGGCCUCUGGCACUCUUCCCCCAGAGCCUGAACUGGGUAGGCAAGUGAAGCGCUUCAGAGAGCCUCUGCAUAUUUUGGCCUCUGGGUUCUGGGCCUCUUGACAGUUGGCACCUGUGCUGUGGGCCCUUUGUAUCCACUAGGUCCUGCCUGCCACGAAGCCCAGUUGUCCGUUACUGUGGCUAGUUAGCAGGCCCCUUCAGCAGGCAAGUCCUGUGGCAGUCUUCAUCAGGCAGCUGUCUCUUCUAAGAGGCCAUCAGUCUGUGAGGAGGAUGAGGAGGUCCCAUUACUCUCUCCUUAGUUCCUCCCAGGCCACUGUUCAUGGUGUAGGUGGCACCCUUUAGGCCAGAGGCAGUUCUCUUGCCCGCAUCCCCUACCCCUCCUUAGGGAGGCCGAAAGGACUCUGUAACUCGUUCUGGCUAUUGUACCCUUUCCCAGCGUCAGCCCUGGCUGCCUUCCACCUCAUUCCCUCUCACCACAGGCUAAUGUGCAAGGAAAGUAUUUUUGUGUAUCAUUAGGUGUAUUUUGAAACAAGUAAAAAGGAGAGAGAAUGCUCAUUUACUUUAUUAAAUGGGCCCUGACUUUGUAAAUGGUGUGAGAGUCUUUGCGAUGUAAGGGCCACAGGUUCAUUGGAGAAACCAGCCACCCAGGUUCCUGGGCUCUGUGUGUGUGUGUGUGUGUGUGUGUGUGUGUGUGUGUGUGUGUGUGUGUGCAGCACCGCUGUGCACAUAACGUGUGUAUGCAUGGACACCCUAUGGGACUUGCUAGGGUUUCUAAAGAAUCCACUGCCUGAUUCUCCAGGAAUGUUGGUAACAGGUUAGACUUAGGGUUUGCUCACCAUUGCCACAUAUGGCCCACCUGUGCCCAUGCCUGAAGCUCUGUGGAACCACGUGUGAUCUCUGUAGUAAGGUCCUUGAGACAACUCUCCCAUGCCCUUGGCCUAGCUGGCCACAUUGGCCCGAGAGCCAGAGGUGUUGGAGUCGGGGACCCUUGGUUGUUCUUUAAGGCUCUUCCUGCCGCCUUCCCUCGAGGAUGCACACUUGUGCUCCAUCCAAAUCAUUUGGGGGUGGCGGUGGGGAGGGUGAUAUGAAUGUCACAGGAGGAGACACCUUCUGUCUUUGUUUCAAAGAAAGUGAUGUGCCAUUUGUUAAUAUACAAGAGAAAUACUGAAAAUAUAUUGAAAAGAGCAAUUUUAAAUUAUUUUUGGCUUAUGUUGCAAUAUUUAUUUUCUUGUAUUAGAGAAGAUUCCUUUGUAGAGAAAAAUGUAUUUUUCAUUACCGCAAAGACCUAUUUCUCCUUUUUGUACAUUGUCCUUGUUCGCAACCCUUAACGAGCAAUAGAAUGUCCGGUCACCCCCGCGUGGCCAGUGCCCACUGUGCCCUGCAUGAUUGUGUUGCUGCUGCUGCUGCUGCUGCUGCAUAGUUUCCGCCCCUGUCCUGUCCUGCUCACUCACUGGGGCUUCUGGAUUUUGGCCCCUGCCAGGGUCUAUGUCUAAGAAGCCCAUUGCACUCCUGUGUGUUGGCAAAUUCAGUUAAUAAAGCAAUGUUUUCUGUGCUG